AUGGCUCGGUUUGGGGAUGAGCUGCCCACCCGCUAUGGAGGUGGAGGGCCGGCCGGGGCUGGAAGAGGGAGCAGCCGGCAAGGUGGCCCCCAGGCCGGCCAGAGGAUGUAUAAGCAGUCGAUGGCUCAGAGGGCCAGGACUAUGGCUCUCUACAACCCCAUCCCUGUCAAGCAGAACUGCUUCACAGUCAACAGAUCCCUCUUCAUCUUCAGUGAAGAUAAUGUUAUACGGAAAUACGCCAAGAGAAUAACAGAAUGGCCUCCAUUUGAAUACAUGAUCCUAGCUACAAUCAUAGCCAAUUGUAUUGUGCUGGCUCUGGAACAGCAUUUGCCGGAUGGAGACAAGACGCCUAUGUCAGAGAGACUGGAUGACACUGAGCCCUACUUUAUUGGAAUAUUUUGUUUUGAAGCUGGCAUAAAGAUCAUCGCCCUGGGGUUUGUUUUUCAUAAAGGCUCUUACCUCCGGAACGGUUGGAACGUGAUGGAUUUUGUUGUGGUCCUCACAGGGAUUCUGGCCACUGCUGGGACUGACUUUGACCUGCGGACCCUGCGAGCCGUCCGAGUGUUACGACCCCUGAAGCUCGUGUCAGGAAUCCCAAGCUUGCAGGUUGUCCUCAAGUCCAUCAUGAAGGCGAUGGUGCCCUUGCUCCAGAUUGGGCUGCUCCUCUUCUUCGCCAUCGUCAUGUUUGCCAUCAUUGGGCUGGAGUUUUACAUGGGGAAGUUCCACAAAACCUGCUUCUCCAACGAGACAGGUGAUGCUGUGGGAGAUUUUCCUUGUGGAGAGGAGCCUCCUGCCAGGCAGUGUGAGAGUGGAACCACCUGCAGGGAGUACUGGCAAGGGCCCAACUAUGGCAUCACCAACUUUGACAACAUCCUCUUUGCUGUGCUCACCGUCUUCCAGUGCAUCACCAUGGAGGGCUGGACUGACAUCCUCUACAACACAAAUGAUGCUGCAGGAAAUACCUGGAACUGGCUUUACUUUAUCCCUCUCAUCAUCAUUGGCUCUUUCUUCAUGCUCAACUUGGUGCUGGGCGUCUUAUCAGGUGAAUUUGCCAAAGAGAGGGAGCGGGUGGAAAACCGCCGCGCGUUCCUGAAGCUCCGCAGGCAGCAGCAAAUCGAGCGGGAGCUGAACGGAUACCUGGAGUGGAUCUUCAAAGCAGAGGAGGUCAUGCUGGCAGAGGAAGAUAAGAACGCAGAAGAGAAGUCUCCUCUGGACGGGAGGGCCGCCUCGGAAGGGCCGAUCCAGCACGGCACGGCGCCGGCAGAGACUAGCAGCGGCAGCAGCUACAACAUGUUGAAAAGAGCUGCAAUAAAGAAGAGCAAAAAUGACCUGAUUCAUGCUGAAGAAGGUGAGGACCAUUUCACAGACAUUUGCUCCGUUGGGUCUCCUUUUGCCCGUGCCAGUCUGAAGAGUGGGAAGAACGAGAGCUCCUCCUACUUCAGGAGGAAAGAGAAGAUGUUUCGCUUCUUCAUUCGGCGCAUGGUGAAAGCUCAGAGCUUCUACUGGGUUGUCCUCUGCGUGGUGGCCCUCAACACGCUCUGCGUCGCCAUGGUGCACUACGACCAGCCAGAGAAGCUCACCACUGCCCUCUAUUUUGCAGAGUUUGUUUUCCUGGGUCUGUUCCUCACCGAGAUGUCUUUGAAGAUGUAUGGGCUGGGGCCAAGGAACUACUUCCACUCUUCCUUCAACUGCUUUGACUUUGGGGUCAUUGUGGGAAGCAUAUUUGAAGUUAUCUGGGCUGCAGUGAAACCAGGAACCUCCUUCGGCAUCAGCGUGCUGAGAGCCCUUCGGCUGCUGAGGAUCUUCAAAGUCACAAAGUACUGGAAUUCCCUGAGGAAUCUGGUGGUCUCCUUGCUGAACUCCAUGAAGUCCAUCAUCAGUUUGCUCUUCCUGCUGUUCCUGUUCAUUGUGGUGUUUGCUUUGCUGGGGAUGCAGCUCUUUGGAGGACAAUUCAAUUUCCAAGAUGAAACACCAACCACCAAUUUCGAUACCUUCCCUGCUGCCAUCCUCACAGUGUUCCAGAUCCUGACGGGGGAAGACUGGAACGCAGUGAUGUACCACGGGAUAGAGUCGCAGGGGGGAGUCCACUCGGGGAUGUUCUCCUCCAUUUACUUCAUCGUCCUCACCCUGUUUGGUAACUAUACACUCCUGAAUGUCUUCUUGGCUAUCGCUGUCGACAAUCUGGCAAAUGCUCAGGAGCUGACCAAGGAUGAGGAGGAGAUGGAGGAAGCCACCAACCAAAAGCUUGCCCUGCAGAAGGCCAAGGAAGUGGCAGAAGUCAGCCCCAUGUCUGCAGCCAACAUUUCCAUAGCCGCUUUUGUAAAGCAAACUCGAGGUACUGUAUCUCGCAGCUCGUCAGUCUCCAGCGUUAAUUCACCCAAGCAGCAGAACUCCUCCAAAUCCAAGUCGGUUUGGGAGCAGAGGACCAGCCAGAUCCGGAUGCACAACUUCCGAGCCAGCUGCGAGGCUCUGUACAACGAGCUGGACCCGGAGGAGAGGGUGCGCUACGCUACCACCCUGCACAUCAGACCCGACAUGAAGACUCACCUGGAUCGGCCGCUGGUGGUAGAGCCAAGGACCGAGGGCAGGAACAACAUCAGCAAGCUGAGCCCCGUGGACGUGCAGGAGGUGGAGCAGACCAAAGUCAGCUCUGCCGACGGGGCGGAAGCUCCGCGAAAGCACCACCGGCAUCGGGAGAAGGACAAAGCGGCGGAGCACGAGAAGGGGGAUGGCACCAAGGAGGAGAAUGGGGAGCCCGGCCCCAACAACAAGGAGGAGAGGCACAGGCAGCACAGGAGCCGCAGCAAGGAGGUGGAAGGGGGCAGUAAGGAAGGGAAAAGCGAGCGCAGCAGGGGGCAGGAGGGGGGCAAGAGGCACCAUCGGCGAGGGUCGGUGGAGGAAGGAGGCGAGAAGGAGCACCGCAGGCAUCGCCCUCACCGGCACUCGGCCGACCGGCAGGGCAAAGACGGCAACGGCACCGCCAACGGCGGCCGGAGCGAGCGGCGAUCCCGGCACCGCGGCGGGUCGAGGUCUGGCAACCGGGAAGGGGAGCCCAGCUCCAAGGGUGAGAACGGAGAAGAGCCUCACAGACGGCACAGGCUGAGGAACCGGGCGCUGGCCACCUACGACUCGGUGGAGAAGGAGAACGGCGAGAAGGAGGGGGAGGCUGGGGAGAAGGAGCACCGGAACCAUCAGCCCAAGGAGAACCAGUGUGAGAUCGAGGUGAGUGGCAGUGUGAGUGUCCCUGUGCACACCCUCCCCACCACCUAUCUGCAGAAAGUGCCAGAGCAGCCAGAAGAUGCUGACAACCAGAAGAACGUGACUCGGAUGAUUCAGCCCCCUCUGGACAAAACCACCACUGUGAACAUCCCUGUCACUAUCACUGCCCCACCAGGGGACACCACUGUCAUACCAAUGAACAAUGUGGAGUUUGAGAGCAAAGCGGAGGAGAAGAAAGACGUCGACGACCUGACGAAAAAUGGUCCGAAGCCAAUCCUGCCUUACAGCUCCAUGUUCAUCCUGAGCCCCACAAACCCGAUCCGGCGUCUCUUCCACUACAUCGUCAACCUGCGCUACUUCGAGAUGGUCAUCCUCAUAGUUAUAGCCCUCAGCAGCAUUGCCCUGGCUGCAGAAGACCCUGUCCAAGCUGAGUCACCAAGGAAUGAUGCUCUGAAGUACUUGGAUUACAUUUUUACAGGAGUCUUUACCUUUGAGAUGGUGAUCAAGAUGAUUGACUUGGGGCUGUUACUCCACCCUGGCUCCUACUUCCGUGACCUGUGGAACAUCCUGGACUUCAUUGUGGUCAGUGGGGCCUUGGUGGCCUUUGCCUUCUCGAGUUUCAUGGGAGGAACCAAGGGCAAGGACAUCAACACCAUCAAGUCCCUGCGAGUUCUGCGGGUCCUAAGGCCACUGAAGACCAUCAAAAGGCUGCCAAAGCUGAAGGCUGUCUUUGACUGUGUGGUGAAUUCCCUGAAGAACGUCCUCAACAUCCUCAUCGUUUACAUGCUCUUCAUGUUCAUUUUUGCUGUCAUUGCUGUGCAGCUCUUCAAAGGCAGAUUCUUCUACUGCACAGAUGAGUCAAAGGAGCUGGAGAAGGACUGCAGGGCCUGCAUAGACUUUGCCAUAAGUGCCAAGCCACUGACCCGCUACAUGCCUCAGAACAAGCAAUCCUUCCAGUACAAGAUGUGGAAAUUUGUGGUGUCCCCUCCCUUUGAGUAUUUUAUCAUGGUCAUGAUUGCUCUCAACACCAUUGUCCUCAUGAUGAAGUUCUAUGAUGCUCCAGAAGCAUAUGAAGAGAUGUUGAAAUGCCUGAACAUUGUGUUUACGUCCAUGUUUUCCAUGGAAUGUGUGCUGAAGAUCAUUGCCUUUGGUGUGCUGAAUUAUUUCCGGGAUGCUUGGAAUGUCUUUGACUUUGUCACAGUCUUGGGAAGUAUUACUGAUAUUUUAGUAACAGAGAUUGCGGACACGGACAACUUCAUCAACCUCAGCUUCCUGAGGCUCUUCAGGGCAGCCAGGCUUAUCAAGCUCCUUCGCCAGGGUUACACAAUCCGCAUCUUGCUCUGGACCUUUGUGCAGUCCUUUAAGGCCUUGCCUUACGUGUGCCUCCUCAUUGCAAUGCUCUUCUUCAUCUAUGCCAUUAUUGGCAUGCAGGUGUUUGGAAACAUCGCACUGGAUGAUGAAACCUCCAUUAAUCGGCACAAUAACUUCCGCACCUUCCUCCAAGCCCUGAUGCUCCUCUUCAGGAGUGCCACAGGGGAAGCCUGGCACGAGAUCAUGCUGUCCUGCCUGAGCAACAGAGCCUGUGACCCUCUCUCUGGCCUCACCAAGAAAGAGUGUGGCAGUGACUUUGCCUAUUUCUACUUCGUGUCCUUCAUCUUCCUCUGCUCCUUCCUGAUGUUGAACCUCUUUGUGGCUGUGAUCAUGGACAAUUUUGAAUACCUGACCAGGGACUCCUCCAUCCUCGGCCCCCACCACCUGGACGAGUUCGUCCGAGUCUGGGCUGAGUACGACCCAGCCGCCUGCGGGCGCAUCAGUUACACAGACAUGUAUGAGAUGCUGAGACACAUGUCCCCACCUCUAGGCCUGGGAAAGAAAUGCCCUGCUCGUGUUGCCUACAAGCGCCUGGUGAGGAUGAACAUGCCCAUCUCACCCGAGGACCUCACCGUCCACUUCACCUCCACGCUGAUGGCCUUGAUCCGCACAGCCCUGGAAAUCAAACUGGCUUCAGGAGGUGUGAAACAGCACCAGUGUGAUGCUGAGCUGAGAAAGGAGAUCUCCUUGGUUUGGCCCAAUCUCUCCCAGAAGACUCUGGAUUUGCUGGUGCCUCCUCACAAGCCUGAUGAGAUGACAGUGGGGAAGGUCUACGCAGCGCUGAUGAUCUUUGACUUCUACAAGCAGAACAAGAACAGCAGGGAACAGGUCCAGCCCCCUGGGGGCCUCUGCCAGCCUGGACCUGUGUCACUCUUCCACCCCUUGAAGGCCACCUUGGAGCAGACCCAGCCUGCGGCGUUCAGCAGCGCCAAGGCCUUCCUGCGGCAGAAGAGCUCAGCCUCGCUCAACAACGGUGGGGCCCUACCAGCCCCAGAGGGUGGAAUCAAAGAGUCCAGCUCCUGGGGGACCCAACGCACCCAGGAUGUGUUUUAUGAAACCAGGACACCAGCUUUUGAACGAGGCCACUCAGAAGAAAUCCCCAUUGAGAGGGUGGUAGAAAUGAAGGAAAUCAGCCCCACAGUUGCCAAUGGAGAGCACCAACCAGGUCUGGAGAGCCAGGGGCGGGCAGCUUCCAUGCCACGCCUGGCCGCCGAGACUCAGCCCAUCCCGGACACCAGCCCCAUGAAGCGCUCCGUCUCCACGCUGACCCCGCAGCGCCCUCACGCCAUGCACCUCUAUGAGUACUCCUUGGAGCGUGUGCCACCCGAGCAAGGGCAUCACCACCACCACCACCGCUGCCACCGGCGGAAAGAGAAGAAGCAGAAGUCCUUGGAGAAGGCUUCCCACCAGCUGGCCGACGGAGAAGCUGUGGCCCACUCUGGUGAGUCUUCUUCCAAGGACAAGAAGCAGGAGCGUGGGCGGUCCCAGGAGAGGAAGCAGCACUCCUCUUCCUCCUCGGAAAAGCAGCGCUUCUACUCCUGCGACCGCUACAGCAGCCGGGACCGGUCACAGGCCAAGUCCACUGAGCAGAGCAGGCCCACCUCACCCAACGGAGGGCCAGAGCAUGGUCCACACAGACAGGGCAGUGGUUCAGUUAAUGGGAGCCCCUUGCUGUCGACGUCUGGUGCUAGUACCCCAUGCCGGGGUCGGAGGCAGCUCCCGCAGACUCCGCUGACCCCGCGUCCCAGCAUCACCUACAAGACCGCUAACUCCUCACCCGUGCACUUCACCGGUUUCCAAGCCGGCCUGCCCAGCUUCUCCCCGGGCCGCCUGAGCCGCGGGCUGUCCGAGCACAACGCGCUGCUGCGGGGGGACCAGCAGCCGCCCGCCCCGCCGGUGGCUCGCAUCGGCUCCGACCCCUACCUGGGCCACCGCGACGAUGCCGACAGCCCCUACCGCGCGGUGCCGGAGGACACCCUCACCUUCGAGGAGGCGCUGGCCACCAACUCGGGACGGUCCUCAAGGACUUCUUAUGUCUCCUCCUUGACCUCCCAGUCUCACCAAAUCCGCAGGGUGCCCAACGGCUACCAUUACACACUGGGGCUCAACACGGGCCCCGGGACUGGCACCAGAGGACGUAGUUACUACCAGGAAGCCGACGAGGACGACUGGUGCUAG
Indicator indicator is the source of this 6768-nucleotide messenger RNA. RefSeq names its product calcium voltage-gated channel subunit alpha1 B (gene CACNA1B). Gene Ontology annotation, biological process: chemical synaptic transmission; calcium ion import across plasma membrane. Gene Ontology annotation, cellular component: membrane; voltage-gated calcium channel complex; neuronal cell body. Lineage: Eukaryota; Metazoa; Chordata; Aves; Piciformes; Indicatoridae. Bases 1 to 6768 code for a protein of 2255 amino acids. The record is from RefSeq and is a predicted model, not a curated record. Gene Ontology annotation, molecular function: high voltage-gated calcium channel activity; calcium ion binding. The transcript is spliced from 48 exons.